This is a messenger RNA of Racocetra persica, 192 nucleotides long. The record is from the annotation of a GenBank genome assembly. Lineage: Eukaryota; Fungi; Glomeromycota; Glomeromycetes; Diversisporales; Gigasporaceae.
GCAGCCGUUAAAAAGGAAUCGAAACCCAAAGCCGAAAAGAAAACCAAGAAAGCGGCCCCCAAGAAAACUGCCAAGAAAGCCGUAAAGAAAACGACGAAGAAACCCACAACCAAAACGACCAAACGAGCUAAAGGUACCGCCAAAAAAACCGGCGCAAGGAAAUCUUCUACCAGAAAGAGAACUACAUCUUAA